Molecule: messenger RNA, 3885 nt
Organism: Lingula anatina
Lineage: Eukaryota; Metazoa; Brachiopoda; Lingulata; Lingulida; Lingulidae
Cellular component (GO): extracellular region
Source: RefSeq, a predicted model, not a curated record
GGCACAACUCGGAACACACGAUGAAGCAGCUGUAUUUAUUAUUCAUAGCAGUGUUGCCACUGGCAGCAGCUAGCACUUUGUUCUUUGAGUCCCACAAGACCAGCUUACAUGAAGGACGCAAUCAGCCGUGUCCACCAGAAACCGAUGCGGGCUGUCCUUUGGGAGCCACCUGUUGCCAUCUGGUGACAGGCUUUGCUGUUUGUUGCCAAGGAGAAAAUGCGGUCUGUUGUCCAAAUUCCCUGCACUGUUGUCCAGCAGGACAUAAGUGUGAUGAGGGUACAGGACUGUGUACCAGUGGAGACCCACACCUUACUGCAAUGUGGACUGAUAUGUUCUUUCCACCAAAACAGUCUGAAGAAAAAUUUUCCUCAAAAGCUGAAGAACCAGCUCCAAAGAGGGAGCCACCAUCCAGAGAAGGCAAGAUGAUCUCAUGUCCAGACCAGAAAGAGCAGUGCCCUGAUAACAGCACCUGCUGUGCAGCCAAGGCAGGGGGAUAUGGAUGCUGCCCUACUAUCAAUGCUGUGUGUUGUGCUGAUAAGGUGUACUGCUGCCCCCCAGGGCACAUGUGUGAAGGGGGUGGGGGCUGUGAGCUAAACGACACCCGUGCAGCCACCCUGGGGCUGGUCCACUUCAACAAGGCUCCUGGUCAGAAAAUCAUGAAGACUAAAACACCUACUCAGGUCCCUGAUGCAUCACCUAUACUGAAGGAAUCGAGCAUUAGUCCAGAUUCAGUUGUAGCCAGUGAUGUCCGGUGUCCUGAUGGUCAGACUGCUUGUCCAUCAGGAAACACCUGCUGUAAACUAGCCAGUGGUCAGUAUGGCUGCUGUCCAGUGCCAAAAGCUGUCUGUUGUAAAGAUGGGGUUCAUUGCUGUCCAGAUGGUUAUACGUGUGAUGUCCGUGCUGGAACAUGCCAUAGUCAAAAUUCUGUCAUUUCUUGGUUUACAAAAACAUCAGCAAAGACGUUUAAAGAAAAAGUGGGGUCAGUGAUGUGUCCAGAUGGUCAGUCUGAAUGUCCAAAUGGGAACACCUGCUGUAGACUAGCCAGUGGUCAAUAUGGCUGCUGUCCAGUGCCAGAUGCUGUCUGUUGUAAAGAUGGGGUUCAUUGCUGUCCAAAUGGCUUUACUUGUCAGACAACUACUGGGGAAUGUGUUCAGGAGACUAAAGCCAUUUCAGUGAUACCAGAUAAAGCUGUCCUUGUGGAUACCAAUGUUGGGAUUGUGAUGUGUCCAGAUGGUCAGUCUCAAUGUCCAGAUGGAAACACCUGCUGUAAACUGCCCAGUGGUCAAUAUGGCUGCUGUCCAGUGCCAGAUGCUGUCUGUUGUAAAGAUGGGGUUCAUUGCUGUCCAAAUGGCUUUACUUGUCAGACAACUACUGGGGUAUGUGUUCAGGAGACUAAAGCCAUUUCAUUGAUACCAGAUAAAGCUGUGCUUGUGGAUACCAAUGUUGGGAUUGUGAUAUGUCCAGAUGGUCAGUCUCAAUGUCCAGAUGGAAACACCUGUUGUAAACUGCCCAGUGGUCAAUAUGGCUGCUGUCCAGUGCCAGAUGCUGUCUGUUGUAAAGAUGGGGUUCAUUGCUGUCCAAAUGGUCAUACGUGUGAUGUCAGUGCAGGCACAUGCCAUCUUCAAAAUUCUGUCAUGUCUUGGUUAACAAAAACACCUGCAAAGAUGCCCUCAGAAAAUGUUGGGAUUGUGAUGUGUCCAGAUGGUCAGACUCAAUGUCCAAAUGGGAACACCUGUUGUAAACUGCCCAGUGGUCAAUAUGGCUGCUGUCCAGUGCCAGAUGCUGUCUGUUGUAAAGAUGGGGUUCAUUGCUGUCCAAAUGGCUUUACUUGUCAGACAACUACUGGGGAAUGUGUUCAGGAGACUAAAGCCAUUUCAGUGAUACCAGAUAAAGCUGUCCUUGUGGAUACCAAUGUUGGGAUUGUGAUGUGUCCAGAUGGUCAGUCUCAAUGUCCAGAUGGAAACACCUGUUGUAAACUGCCCAGUGGUCAAUAUGGCUGCUGUCCAGUGCCAGAUGCUGUCUGUUGUAAAGAUGGGGUUCAUUGCUGUCCAAAUGGCUUUACUUGUCAGACAACUACUGGGGAAUGUGUUCAGGAGACUAAAGCCAUUUCAGUGAUACCAGAUAAAGCUGUCCUUGUGGAUACCAAUGUUGGGAUUGUGAUGUGUCCAGAUGGUCAGUCUCAAUGUCCAGAUGGAAACACCUGCUGUAAACUGCCCAGUGGUCAAUAUGGCUGCUGUCCAGUGCCAGAUGCUGUCUGUUGUAAAGAUGGGGUUCAUUGCUGUCCAAAUGGCUUUACUUGUCAGACAACUACUGGGGAAUGUGUUCAGGAGACUAAAGCCAUUUCAGUGAUACCAGAUAAAGCUGUCCUUGUGGAUACCAAUGUUGGGAUUGUGAUGUGUCCAGAUGGUCAGUCUCAAUGUCCAGAUGGAAACACCUGCUGUAAACUGCCCAGUGGUCAAUAUGGCUGCUGUCCAGUGCCAGAUGCUGUCUGUUGUAAAGAUGGGGUUCAUUGCUGUCCAAAUGGCUUUACUUGUCAGACAACUACUGGGGUAUGUGUUCAGGAGACUAAAGCCAUUUCAGUGAUACCAGAUAAAGCUGUCCUUGUGGAUACCAAUGUUGGGAUUGUGAUAUGUCCAGAUGGUCAGUCUCAAUGUCCAGAUGGAAACACCUGCUGUAAACUGCCCAGUGGUCAAUAUGGCUGCUGUCCAGUGCCAGAUGCUGUCUGUUGUAAAGAUGGGGUUCAUUGCUGUCCAAAUGGCUUUACUUGUCAGACAACUACUGGGGUAUGUGUUCAGGGGACUAAAGCCAUUUCAGUGAUACCAGAUAAAGCUGUCCUUGUGGAUACCAAUGUUGGGAUUGUGAUAUGUCCAGAUGGUCAGUCUCAAUGUCCAGAUGGGAACACCUGCUGUAAACUGCCCAGUGGUCAAUAUGGCUGCUGUCCAGUGCCACAUGCUCUCUGUUGUAAAGAUGGGGUUCAUUGCUGCAUUGAUGGUCUACACUUUCUGGAGGGCUACGAAUGUGAUGUCUCAAAAGGGUCAUGUAAGAAAUCAGGUCAAGGUCAGGCAAAGAUUAUGCAGAAGCUGAGCCAAAGAGAAGCAAAGGGAGGACACAUUUUACUUUGAUGUCUCAAAUGAAAUGAUAUUUAUAUUGCUAGGCUCUCAGUGAAUCGAAUAAUAUGCAUUAUUGACAAAACAUUCAUGUAAAGGCAGAGCCAUUGUGCAUUAUAGUGUUCAUAUGCAACUACUAGUGUGUCAAAAUGGUUGCAUUUAGUAUUGUACUGAAUUUUCAGUAAAUUUUCCCAUUUAUUUAUUUAUUUAUUUAUUUAGUAGAUUGAGCCGGGAAUUUCAAACUGUGUUGCACCUGUAGCACUCUGUAGAAACAACAGCUAACUCUGGUCACACAUACCAUAUCUGGUUGCAGAGGAAUCUGUAUAUUUAUAAUUGUUUAUUUUAAUUCCAUGAUAAGGAAAAACAGGUGUGUUGCAGACAGCUCAUACACUCAAUAUUGACACAGAUUGUGGAUAGAAGUCAUUAUAGCUUCAACUAUUUUGUUUACAAAUAUGGUUAACCAGGAUAAAGAGCUGUCAUUAAUAGUCAACUUGCUUCUAUAAACACAAAAGAAGAACAAGUGCAAAAACAGAGCUAUGCAGUUGCUUUGUGAUAGUAAAUGACUGAGUAUACGUUUGGUUUGAACAUUGUAUUGUAAUACUUAAACAUUGGAUCCUGCGUGUUACAACUGAAAAGACUUCAUAAAUAUUCAAGUAACUUGAAAAAAUUGAAGUGUGAUAAGUGAACCAUAUGCUUUGUGUGGCGUCACUUUUGCUUGUUAAGCUAAUUCUAAGUUCAGAGUUGACGCUAACUUUUCUAAUAAAGAGAUCUUGCUUGU